GUGACUGUAAAACGUCACAUGCUCAGUGGUAACCGUGGAAACCUGUAAACAUACCGCUUAACACUCAACUUCAUUUGCUUUUCCUAUGGUGCAGUGAGAUAUUAAUAAAUAAGAUAUUUUUCAUUUGUAAUUAAAGUGUUUCAUUAUGAGCGGCGUAAGAACCUUCAGCGCUAAUGUUCGGGUUGGAAACUGGAGCGAAGAUAUUAGUCUUGAUGAGGACGUACUAAAAGACUUCUUAGCCAGAAAAGAAAGAGGGGAAUUGAUUGUGCAGAAAACAAGCUUCCUUAAACGGAAUAUUUUGAAAGAGACUAAUCUGUCAGUGACCGCAGAUGAAUUGGUCCACUUUGGAGACACGGUAAUGCUGGUAAACUCUGGGACCGAGAGGGAAAGCCUUACUGGCAUCGAUCCAUUCCGUCACCCUUCAUCCCUGAGUAUUAAUGCGGACACAACGAAUGUCGGGACCAAUUCCUCGCUUGUGGCCCCUUGUGGAAUGAGUGCGAGCACCAGCGUGACCCCCUGUGUUAGAAACUCUUUCAUAAUUGAAAGUGUUGAUGGAACUCCUGCGGGUGAACCUCUGAUAUAUGGCCAGAGCUUUGCUCUAAGGACCACACAGGGCUUUGCAGGGGAGUUAUAUUUGAAAAGCGAUCAUAAAACAUUCGAGAAGUGUGCCUUGAAAUCCCGCCUACAGGAAGUGAGUUUGACUGACCAGCCCUCAUUCCUAUCAUGCUGGCAAGCUGUUUACCAUGACCCUCAAUUACGUCUUGAAUAUGAAGGAUGCCCUGUUCCUGCAAACUCAAAAGUGCUUAUCAGUCAUUGCAAGACAAACCAAUGCUUGGCCGCUCUUGAAAACUACACUUUAUUGACACUGUAUGGAAAAGAAUAUGAAGUCACAGCACACACCUAUCUGGACUCUCAUAAGGCUGAGCGUGAUCUUAAUCACUGGCUUCUGGUAACCAGGAACCCGGGCAAAGACGCACCAACAAUGAUCGACAGACCUGAGCCACCAGUCGAAAAAACAAGGACACCAGCUGAAGGGGCUAUGCCACAAACUGUGGAGGAGAAACCACAAACUGUGGAGGAGAAGCCACAAACUAUGGAGGGGUAACCACAAACUGUGGAGGGGAAUGGUGGUUUAUAGAAAAACAAUAGCAAACAUGAAAUAUGGAAUGUAAAAAAAUAAUGGCAGAAGUGUUUUCUUAAAUGGCCUUAAACAUAUAAUAGUUACUUCAGUACAAAUAUUCAAGACUUCUGACAAAAACAGGAUAUAAAUAAAUCUUGUUGUAAAUAAAAUCAUGUCAUCAUAUUUGUGAAUUGAAUUACGGUUGUUAUUCUGUCUAUAAUAAUUCCACAAUAAAUGUUGCCUCAGUUCAGUAAAUCAGUAAAUGUAAUCUUUAAUUUCCACCAGCAGAGGGAGACGAAAACUUUAUAGAUAAUAAGGUUAAAUAAAGCACAGUGAAAGC
Molecule: messenger RNA, 1460 nt
Organism: Acipenser ruthenus (sterlet)
Lineage: Eukaryota; Metazoa; Chordata; Actinopteri; Acipenseriformes; Acipenseridae
Gene: cfap161
Product: cilia and flagella associated protein 161
Exons: 7
Coding region: 146-1105 (319 amino acids)
Biological process (GO): cilium assembly
Cellular component (GO): motile cilium
Source: RefSeq, a predicted model, not a curated record